GCUGAGAGCUUCCCCCACCUGCAGCACCCACCAGGUACUCACUUGGGCCCCUGGGUGCCCACUCUGCUUCCAGAGGGUGCUUGCCGUGUUCCCUUCUUCCUAAGUGCCUAGAGGGGGCCUGGGGUGCUGUGCCCCUCUGGCAUCCCUCUUGGGUGCUGGGAUUUCCUCACCAAGCUUGUCCUCCGUGUGACACGCAUAGGGGUUGUCCUGGUUGGCAUUUGCGCCCUGCUUGGGACCUAGAGCAGCACGGUCCACGGCAGGUUGCACUGAGCUAGUUUGUGCCCCUCGGUACUGGAUCCAUCGCAGGGAGAGGAUUCUGGCAUGUACACCCCAGGUGGCUCUGGGUUGCCUGGAGGGCGCAGGCGGAGAGGCCAGAGUGGAGGUGCCCUGCCAAAGCAGCCAGAGAGGAGCCUGGCUUCUGCGCUGCCCGGCGCCCUGUCUAUCACAGCCCUGUGCACUGCGCUGGCAGAGCCUGCCUGGCUACGGAUUCACGGGGGGACCUGUUCCCGUCAGGAGCUGGGUGUAGCUGAUGUACUUGGCUAUGUUGAUCCAGAAUUGCUUAGAGACUACUGCAUGAAUCCACAGACAGUCUUGUUGCUCCGGGUCAUCGCUGCUUUCUGUUUCCUUGGAAUAAUCUGCAGCCUUUCAGCUUUCCUGCUGGAUGUUUUCGGACCCAAGCAUCCUGCGCUGAAGAUCACUCGGCGCUAUGCCUUUGCUCACAUUCUCACAGUUUUGCAAUGUGCCACUGUGAUUGGAUUCUGUUACUGGGCCUCGGAGCUGAUUCUUGCGCAGCAGCAGCAGCACAAAAAAUACCAUGGAUCUCAGGUCUACGUCACCUUUGCUGUCAGCUUUUACCUGGUGGCGGGAGCUGGCGGAGCCUCCAUCCUCGCUACUGCUGCCAACCUGCUGCGCCACUACCCAACCGAGGAGGAGGAGCAGGCACUGGAGCUCCUGUCCGAGAUGGAGGAGAAUGAACCUUACCCAGCGGAGUACGAAGUGAUCAACCAAUUCCAGCCGCCUCCUGCUUAUACGCCAUAAUGCUGCUUUCUCCCAGGCCCCCAAAUCUAACUGCCCACCUCUUUUUGGGAAUGCACUCCCUUGCCCAUGGAGGCCACUCAACAGUGCCUCACUUCCCAGGCACCUUGCUCACUCUUAUGCUCUUCUACCCACAAGGGAGAGGACUUGCUUUAGAGAGUCAAAUGACCAGCGGUUUCUUCUUACAGAGCCCCCAAAACCUCCUUGUUUUAUGGACUUUGUUUUGUG
Molecule: messenger RNA, 1263 nt
Organism: Terrapene triunguis (Three-toed box turtle)
Lineage: Eukaryota; Metazoa; Chordata; Testudines; Emydidae
Product: transmembrane protein 127
Exons: 3
Coding region: 322-1038 (238 amino acids)
Biological process (GO): negative regulation of cell population proliferation; negative regulation of TOR signaling
Cellular component (GO): membrane
Source: RefSeq, a predicted model, not a curated record